CCCUGCAUCACCAAGCUUUUCCCUGGUAUCACCGUGACUGACCAACGGUGGCACAGAGACCAUUGCUGCAUCUUGCCCGCUGUAUUUUGCUGACCAACAAGAUUUUCUGAAAUGCUUCAACUGAAGCAUCCUAUUAACCAAUACUCAGGGCACAUUCUGCUCUGUCUUUGAUCAAUUUUUUAGCUACAAAUUUUUCUCUCAAGUGAGAAAGAAUGGCGUCUAAUGGAGGAGUAUCCCUGGUUCUUUUUCUGUUGCUUACCUGCUUCUUCAGGGAGAGUGUCUGCAUUUGUGAUGGAACAAUCUGGACAAAGGUUGGAUGGGAGAUUUUUCCAGAAGAAGUGCACUAUCUGAAAGUUAAGCCUUCUGCCUCUCACUGUCUACCCUACCCCCUGGACAGACUGUGCUGCAGCUUCGCUAACAUGGAUCUACUUCAGAGUUGUUUGCACCUCACUUAUAUCAUAGCACAAGCUCUCAUUGUAAUCCUGUCCGUCUUAUCUGGGCAUUAUCUGUGGAUAAAAUGGAAGAAACACCAAAAAAAGCUGAAAAAGCAAGCCUCCUUAGAUAAAUCUGGCAAAGCUCUAGAAAGCCCAUCCAUCUAUGACAUUGACCAAAUACUCUGCAGACUGCUGGCCACCACGUCAAUGAUGACCAAGUACCUGAAGCAGGUGUCCCACCAUUCUUCCUCUAAGAAAGAUAAGGAAACUAAAGUCCAGAGAAGUCAAGAGACUUGUCAGAGGGACACAACCCGUAAACGAUGGAUACAAGGCACUGACACAGGCAGCCUGAGGCCUGAGCUCUGACACAGCGUCUGAAGAAGAUAACUUCCCCAGUAAUUGUCUAUUUGGAAGAACUGAAUCUCCUAAGUUAAGGAAUUUUAUAGAAUUCAAAGUACUCUAGCACUACUGAUAACAGCGUCACACAAAUUGCCACAACUGUGUGUGCUUUGGUUUAGAAAUAAAUAAUUUGUAUUAAAGCUAAAAUUAUGACUUAC
Molecule: messenger RNA, 991 nt
Organism: Ictidomys tridecemlineatus (thirteen-lined ground squirrel)
Lineage: Eukaryota; Metazoa; Chordata; Mammalia; Rodentia; Sciuridae
Gene: Tex50
Product: testis expressed 50
Source: RefSeq, a predicted model, not a curated record